AUGGAGGAAAAUGGCGCAACAGAGGCAGAAUGGAAGGAGGAUAUUUGGUGCAGAGAGACAGUGCCAAAGGUUUUCAAACUCGUCUGCUCCACAUUACCUCUCUCUCAGACAAACCUCGUUUCUCUCCUUCUCGUGUCUCCCGCACUUCACCGAACCCUUCUCUCUUGUCAACCCCUUUGGCAGUCACUCAAUUUUCGCGAGUUAAACAAAGCUGGGAAUCGCCUUAUAGCUUCUCUUUCUCUGCCUAGAUAUUGCAAUGUGAAGCAGAUUGACCUUGAGUUUGCGAGAGAUAUUGAAGACACGCAUCUCAUUAUUGUUAAGGAUAAGUGUUUUAAUUCUCUUCAAAGCUUGGAGUCUUUAAAUCUGAAUGGCUGCCAAAAAAUAUGGGACACAGGAAUUGAAGCAAUAACCAGUUGUUGCCCCCAGUUGAAAAGCUUUUCAAUCUACUGGAAUGUCAGGGUAACGGAUAGAGGACUACAGCAUAUAGUGAAGAACUGCAAACAUAUAGUUGACUUGAACAUAAGUGGAUGUAAGAUAAUAGAUCAGAAAGGUGAUAGUUUGGGGUGGAAGGAUUAUGAUGAUGCAAAUGAACACUGGGGUCAAUUAUCCCUAUUUUCUGAUGCAUAUAUCCAUAAUUUGAUGCUUAGGUGCGUCAAAAUAACAGAUGAUGGGUUGAAGAGUUUGUUGCAUAAAUGUCUUGUUCUUCAGAGUUUGAAUCUCUAUGCAUUGUCAAGUUUCACAGAUGAAGCUUACAGGAACAUAUGCGCUCUAUCACAUCUCACAUUUUUGGAUCUUUGUGGGGCCCAGAAUCUUUCAGAUGAAGGACUUUGCUGUAUUUCGAAGUGCAAGAACCUUGAAUCCCUCAAUCUGACAUGGUGCGUACAUGUGACUGAUGAAGGGGUCAUAUCCAUUGCAAAGGGUUGCACCUCUCUUCAGUUUCUAAGUUUGAAACCUGUGGCAUGCAAUGAUGGUAUACUUCUGUCAUCUCAUUUGAGGACAAGACACUCGUUCAGCAUACCACAUUUAUCAAGUGGCCAAGCUUGUUUGAGGCUUAGUAAAGAGCAUGAGUCGCUUCUCACUGAUUUGUUGAAAGGUCGUAUGUAG
Messenger RNA from Sphenostylis stenocarpa, 1104 nucleotides. The record is from the annotation of a GenBank genome assembly. NCBI's taxonomy places the organism in Eukaryota, Viridiplantae, Streptophyta, Magnoliopsida, Fabales, Fabaceae.